Messenger RNA from Ilex paraguariensis (yerba mate), 883 nucleotides. NCBI's taxonomy places the organism in Eukaryota, Viridiplantae, Streptophyta, Magnoliopsida, Aquifoliales, Aquifoliaceae. The record is from the annotation of a GenBank genome assembly.
CAGACUAGUAGGAGAGGAGUGGGAAAUGGCUUCCCACCUUGGUAUACAUUCAACAGUCUUGUUUCUCUUGCUUCUUAUUUCAUCUGGGAUAAUAUUAUCCGAAUGCACGAAUUUCACCAUUGUAAAUGGCUGCAAAGAGACCAUAUGGCCCGGAAUAUUACCUAACGACAACUUCAACGGUGAUGGUUUCGCGUUAAAACCCGGACAAUCCGCCAUUUUCACAGCUCCACCGGGGUGGAAUGGCCGGAUUUGGGGUCGAACCGGUUGCAAUUUCAACAAAAAGGGUAACGGAACAUGCCAAACAGGAAGCUGUGGUAGCAACCAGAAAUGCACUACCCCCGGGCAGCCACCAGCUUCAAUUGCCGAUUUUACCCUUGGACAAGUUGAUUUUUACGAUGUUAGCCUUGUCGACGGAUUUAACGUACCUUUGAUGGUCAAACCUGUUGGGGGUAAAGGAAACUGCAGCACUGUAGGGUGUGACAGUGACUUGAGGGAAAAAUGUCCAUCGGAGUUGGCCGUUAAAUCGGAUGGGAAGACUGUUGCUUGCCGGAGCGCAUGCAACGUGUUCAACACUGACGAGCUGUGUUGUCGAGGAAUGUACUCUGAUCCUGCUGCAUGUAUGCCCAGUAACUAUUCAAGGACAUUCAAAGAGGCUUGCCCUGCAGCUUAUAGCUAUGCACAUGAUGAUCCUACCAGCAUUGUUACUUGCUCUGCAACAGACUAUAUAUUGACAUUUUGUUCGUCGAGGAACCAAACACAGUGCACUUAUCAUGAUGGGAAGCUUGCUUGUAAUGGUUCAAAUGGCUUAAAGGCAAUCUCUCAGAUAUGGCUGAUCUUGGUGCUGGCACUGCCAACAAUAAUCCACUUACCACCCACAUUUUGA